Molecule: messenger RNA, 1752 nt
Organism: Labrus mixtus (cuckoo wrasse)
Lineage: Eukaryota; Metazoa; Chordata; Actinopteri; Labriformes; Labridae
Gene: nxph1
Product: neurexophilin 1
Exons: 2
Coding region: 498-1307 (269 amino acids)
Molecular function (GO): signaling receptor binding
Source: RefSeq, a predicted model, not a curated record
CCCAUCCCCAUCUCCAUCUCGUCCCUCCCCCCCUGCAGCGAGAGUCUCACAGCCUGUGUUGUAAGCGCGCGGUCGGUAUAAAGCGGAAAACCCCGCCGUUCUCUUCACAUCCGAGCGCUCCCUACCGCUGCGCGCGCCAGCUAUCCGACAAUCAGGACCUGAACCUGCUCUCAGCUAUGACCCCGCUGCUCCCUCUACCUGGAUUAACUCCCAACUAACCGCUGUCUUGUUUGUCGCCCCCACCCUCCUCUUACUCCAUUUGCACCCGCAGCAGCAGCGGCAGCAGCAGCAGCAGCAUCCUCUCCGGCUCCUCCGUCCUGCCCCCCCAGACUCAAACUCUCAGCUGUGUUCUGCGGUCAUGGGGUGCGUCGUGUUCAUGUUUUCUGGGCUGCUGAGGGGCUUGACCGCGUUGUGAGCCGGAUACCAGGUGGAUUUAUGGUCCGCAAAGCCGCGAAUACCAGCCGAGGGAAAUUAGUGGAACUUUGAGCUCCGGGAGGAUGCAGGUGACGUGUUGGUGCGCCGUGUUCCUCCUGACGCCUGCACUUUACCUGGUUACAAGUGCUCGCGCCUCAAAGUCAGACAUUGUCAAGUCGGGAAGCCCCAAAUCAACACUAAAGCAUAUAUGGACAGAAAGCAGUAAGGAUAUGUCCAUCAGUAGGCUGCUGUCACAGACUCUACAGGGCAAAGAGAACAGCACAGCCUUGGACCUUCGCUAUGACACUCCUGAGCCCUACUCUGAGCAGGACCUGUGGGACUGGCUGAGGAACUCCACAGACUUGCAGGACUCGCGGCCGCGGGCUAAACGGCGGCCAAUGGUCAAGACGGGAAAGUUCAAGAAGAUGUUUGGCUGGGGGGACUUCCACUCGAAUAUCAAGACGGUGAAACUCAACCUGCUGAUCACCGGGAAGAUCGUGGAUCACGGCAACGGCACCUUCAGUGUCUACUUCCGCCACAACUCCACAGGCCAAGGCAACGUGUCCGUCAGCUUGGUCCCUCCAACCAAGGUAGUCGAGUUUGAUGUGGCGGCGCAGCAGUCCGUCAUUGACGCCAAGGACUCAAAGUCCUUUAACUGCCGCAUCGAGUACGAGAAGGUCGAGAAAGGCGCCAAGAACACGCUCUGCAACUUCGACCCAUCCAAGACCUGCUACCAGGAGCAGACUCAGAGUCACGUCUCCUGGCUCUGCUCCAAACCGUUCAAAGUCAUCUGCAUCUUCAUCUCCUUCUACAGCACCGACUACAAACUGGUGCAGAAAGUGUGCCCGGACUACAACUACCACAGUGACACUCCCUACUUCCCCUCCGGUUGACGUUGCUGUACACUUACAUACAGGAAUGUCGAACGAGUCGAGCACAGACUGGGGCUUCUACCCACACCAGAGAAAUGUGUUUGUUAGCCGUACUAUCCCUAAACAUGUCCAUACCGCAGUGUUGAACAAUUUCCCACUUUAAUGUUCUGAUUUUUGCGGAGAUGGUGUUUACUUUUAACUGUCGAGGUGGUUUAUAGGACUGUAAUGUUUUUAAAUCGUUUGUGAUUAUUAUCAGUUAGAAAUGUUUUUGUUCAUUCUGUUUUGUCUCUGUUGAACCAUGCAUAGAUAGCAGGGGCUUAUUAGUACUUCUGGGACCAUUAUUUUAUUCAACUUGACCCUUUCUUUGUUGUUUCCUUCAUGUUUAGUUCGAACUUCAUUUCCAACUGGAUGUUGAAGACUUUGUUUUCCUCUUUAAGCGCUGAUGUGUUAUCUCUCUGGACAACAA